Thermothielavioides terrestris NRRL 8126 is the source of this 2597-nucleotide messenger RNA. RefSeq lists its product as uncharacterized. The coding region runs from base 17 to 2440 and encodes 807 amino acids. Gene Ontology annotation, molecular function: hydrolase activity, acting on acid anhydrides; ATP-dependent chromatin remodeler activity; DNA translocase activity. The transcript has a single exon. NCBI's taxonomy places the organism in Eukaryota, Fungi, Ascomycota, Sordariomycetes, Sordariales, Chaetomiaceae. The record is from RefSeq and is a predicted model, not a curated record. Gene Ontology annotation, biological process: double-strand break repair via synthesis-dependent strand annealing; reciprocal meiotic recombination. Gene Ontology annotation, cellular component: nucleus.
UGACUUGGGUCUUAGGAUGGCCUCGCUCUCGAUGCCAGGCACCACCGCCGCUAACAAGGAGAACGUCGCUCCACGUGGCCGCUUCCCAACACCACAAUCUCUUGAGCGCCUUCACAAACCGUUCAAAUGCCCCGGGUUCGCAACGCGCACGGUGGCCACCGAUCGUCCCGCGCGGAAGCGAAGGAAGAUCGACUACGCCGGUGCAGACGGCGAUGCGGACGCUGACAAGCCCUACACAAACGCUGACCGGCUUGCUUUGGCAACCCGAGAGGCCAACAAGUUUCCCGUCUUCCAGGCCAAGGACAAGGAUAAGGUGUUUCGCAAGGCCUUCACCGUGCCCUUUCUCAACAAGGACCAUGCCGCAUACAAUCCGAAUCGGCCGCCGCCGACACUAGGCUUGAGGCAAGGGGCAAUCUUUAUCCCAAAACCGUUACAUGAUCCAUGCGGCGAGUUUGCCAUCGUGCUGUACGAUCCGACGAUUGAUGACAAGCCCAAGGAGGCGCCCAAGUCCGAGGAAAAAGAAGCGGCGGCAGCGGCAGAGCCACCGUCGAAACUCGACGCACCGUUGAUGCACAAGAGUCUCGCUGAAAUCCUCGGCAUCAAGAAAAAGGUCGUGGGUGAGCAUCCGCGCGUCCCAGUCGUCAUCGAUCCCAAGCUGGCCAAGGUGCUUCGGCCGCAUCAGAUCGAGGGCGUCAAGUUCAUGUACAGGUGUGUGACGGGCAUGAUUGACGAAAAGGCAAACGGAUGCAUCAUGGCGGACGAAAUGGGCCUCGGCAAGACCCUGCAAUGCAUCACGCUCCUCUGGACCCUCCUCAAGCAAUCACCCGACGCGGGCAAGACCACCAUCCAGAAAGCCAUCGUGGCCUGUCCCUCCAGCUUGGUGCGCAACUGGGCAAACGAGCUAACCAAGUGGCUGGGCGCCGACGCUAUCACGCCUUUCGCUAUUGACGGCAAAGCGUCCAAGGAGGAGCUGACUCGGCAGCUCCGCCAGUGGGCCAUCGCCAGCGGCCGUGCCAUUACCCGGCCAGUCAUCAUCGUCUCGUACGAAACGCUGCGUCUAAAUGUCGAGGAGCUCAAGAACACCCCGAUUGGCCUAAUGCUGUGCGAUGAAGGGCACCGCCUCAAGAACGGUGACAGUCAGACGUUCAACGCUUUGAACAGCCUGAACGUCUCCAGACGUGUCAUCUUGUCCGGCACGCCGAUCCAGAAUGAUUUAUCCGAGUACUUCUCGCUCAUCAGCUUCGCCAACCCCGAUCUGCUGGGGAGCCGCCUCGAGUUCCGCAAGCGUUUUGAACUUCCUAUCCUCCGCGGCCGCGACGCUGAUGCCUCCGAGGCGGAGCGGAAGCGCGGCGAUGAGUGUCUUGCCGAGCUGCUCGCAAUCGUGAACAAGUUCAUCAUCCGCCGCACGAACGACAUUCUAUCCAAGUACCUCCCCGUCAAGUACGAGCACGUGGUGUUCUGCAACCUCGCUCCCUUCCAGCAAGCCCUCUACAACUACUUCAUCACGUCUCCCGACAUCCAGGCGCUGCUCAGAGGCAAGGGCUCCCAGCCGCUGAAAGCCAUCGGCAUCCUCAAGAAGCUGUGCAAUCACCCAGACUUGCUGGACCUGGCAGCCGACCUGCCCGGUUGCGAGCAGUACUGGCCGGACGACUACGUCCCUAAGGAAGCCCGCGGCCGCGACCGCGACAUAAAACCGUGGUACUCGGGCAAGAUGCAGGUGCUCGACCGCAUGCUGGCGCGCAUCCGCGCCGACACCAACGACAAGAUCGUGCUCAUCAGCAACUACACGCAGACCCUCGACUUGUUCGAGCGCCUCUGCCGCUCCCGCGGCUACGGUUGUCUCCGGCUCGACGGCACCAUGAACGUCAACAAGCGGCAGAAGCUGGUCGACAAGUUCAACGACCCGGACGGCGACGAGUUCGUCUUCCUGCUGUCCUCCAAGGCUGGCGGCUGCGGCCUGAACCUGAUCGGCGCCAACCGGCUGGUGCUGUUCGACCCGGACUGGAACCCGGCGGCGGACCAGCAGGCGCUGGCGCGCGUGUGGCGCGACGGCCAGAAGAAGGACUGCUUCGUCUACCGCUUCAUCGCCACGGGCACCAUCGAGGAGAAGAUCUUCCAGCGGCAGAGCCACAAGCAGAGCCUGAGCUCGUGCGUCGUCGACUCGGCCGAGGACGUCGAGCGCCACUUCAGCCUCGACUCCCUGCGCGAGCUGUUCCAGUACCGCCCCGACACCCGCAGCGACACCCACGACACCUUCAAGUGCAAGCGCUGCCGCCCGGACGGCCGCCAGCACAUCAAGGCCCAGGCCAUGCUCUACGGCGACACCAGCACGUGGAAUCACUUUGUCAACGACGGCUUGAAGACGAUCCAGGAUCAUCUGCUCAAGCAGGAGAGCGGCGAGCAGGAGGUCAGCGCCGUGUUUCAGUACAUUUCUCACUAGUAGGUGGCUUGCAGAGUCGGGCGGUUUCUGGUCGUGGUCAAUUGCUUCUUCAGGAAGCGCGUGCUUGCAUUGCUGUCUGUGGUGGUGCUCGCGGGGCGGCUCAUCGGAACGCCCCUGGCUGCGAAGGAAUUGAAGCGUUGCUUGUUGUUGCUAGAUG